ACACUGAAGGUGGCGUCGGUGCACCGGUCUCGCGGUGCCCGCAGGCUGCCUUCAUUGAACCGAGUUGCUGUGGUAGUGGAUCAAGGCUCAGGCUUCACCAAGGCAGGCUUCGCUGGGGAGAUCAAGCCGCGCGUCGUACUGAAGAGCUCGAAUCUGAUGCCCAGUUGGGACCGGCCUGUGCUGCCAGGAGUACCCGGUUGCGAGCUGGCGGGAGGCGUGGCCCGCGCGCACCCUAUCAAGCAUGGAGUUGUAGUGGAUUGGGACGCACUGGAGGGACUGUGGGAGCGCCUAAUAGUGGGAGGCCUGCAGAUCCACCCGGAGCAGUGGCCUGUGCUGGUGAGCGACUCGCCAUCAGCACCACCCGAGGGCCGAGAGAAAGUGGCUGAGCUGCUGUUUGAGGCCCUGACAGUGCCUGCGUGCCACAUGGCCAGCACGGCGCUGCUGGCACUCUGCUCCGUCGGAGCUUUCAGUGGGCUGGCUGUGGAGGCGGGAGCGGGCGUGUGCCACGCCACACCCAUCUACGCGGGUCACUCGUGGCACAAGGCCACCUUCCGUCUGAAUGUGGCAGGCAGCACCCUGUCGCGCUACUUUCGCGAUCUGCUGGUGGCAUCGUGCCCAGAUCUUCAGCUGCAUGCCCUGCCCCGCAAGACCGUUACACAGCUCAAGAAGCGCUGCUGCUAUGUGUCGCUAGAUUUCCAGGGUGAUAUUUGUGACCCUGCCCGCCACCAGAGGGCCUGUUUUUGCCUGGGCAAAGGCUGCUACGUGCGCCUAGGCAGUGAGCGCUUCCGCUGCCCUGAACCCAUCUUCCAGCCAAGUCUCCUAGGCCACCCUGAGCCAGGACUGCCCACGUUGGCCUUCCAGGCACUGCAGAAGAUACCCACAACACUGCGGACACGGCUGGCCAAUACGGUGGUGCUAGCUGGUGGUUCCACCCUUUUCCCUGGCUUUGUGGAGCGCAUGAACCUGGAGCUCCAGGCACAGUGCCAGAGGCAUGGGUACCCGGCCCUGCAGCCCUGUCUGGUGGCUCAUCCUGGCCGGGGCACAGCUGUGUGGACUGGAGGUUCUAUGAUGGCCUCCUUGCACUCCUUUCAGUGCCGCUGGAUGACUCGGGCCAUGUACCAGGAAUACGGCCCUUUCCUGGUGCGAGAAGUGUUCGAUUGA
Molecule: messenger RNA, 1161 nt
Organism: Rattus rattus (black rat)
Lineage: Eukaryota; Metazoa; Chordata; Mammalia; Rodentia; Muridae
Gene: Actl10
Product: actin like 10
Exons: 1
Source: RefSeq, a predicted model, not a curated record